AUGUCUCAAGAUCUAGGACAAUCUGCUUCUAGAAAGAAACAUUCCACAGGGCGAGAAUGGUCGGCUCGCGAUACAGAGACCAUCGAACGUAUGGUGAAAGAGCAUCCCCAUGAAGGUUGGGAGACACUCCGAGAAUUAUACGAGGAAGGGAAAUACAAACUCUCACAACCUUAUAGUUCAACAGUUGUUCAGAAGGAAGUGCAGGCUAGAUGGAAGGAAAUCGCCGAAAGGACGGAAUUCACUCCAGAACAAUGGAUGAUCUUGUGUAAAGAACGAGAUUCCAAAGAUCAGAACCGUCGCAGCUACAGUAGGAUUUGGUUGAAGUAUUUCCCAGAAUACGCGAAGAAAACUCUAGAAUUAAAGUAUCGAAGUUUAAGUGAUAAGGAGAUAAACUAUUACCUAAACGAAUCUGCGGCUAGUCAGGCGAAGAUUGUUCGAACAGAACCGCCAGGGGGGUAUGCUUUGAAUAUGAAUCCAGAAAAUAAUGCCAAAUACGUCUAUGCCACUUGGCUCGAAGGGAAGGAGAAGCAACUGAUGAAUGAUGAUCAGUAUCUACACAAAUAUUUCCUGAAAUAUGGCUUCAAAAAUCUCACCAUAAACGCCAUAAGUCAAUUCGUCAGGAAAAUGAAGAGAAACCACAAACCAGUGCCUAGCUCUAUCCCUGCUGUUCCCACCAUGAAAGGUAUUUGGUGGAAUAAAGAGAAUCUCAGUUAUCUCAGACGUAUUGCUGAAGAAGAACUGCAGAGUGUUUUUCACGGAGAUUGGAAAAGUGUACUUAAAUAUCGCUUUGAAGGCUUAGGGCUAAAUCAUACCAUGCUCUCACAGAAGUAUAAUGCUCUACGCUCUGGUAAAGCCGCGGUGGAGAUUGACGUGCGGAUAAAUUCUGCAAAUCUCAAUCGUGAGAAACAAAAUAAAGUCUUUAAACGGGCCCACGGACUGAAAAAAAUCGUGUGGGAUAGUGCAAAUGACGAUUUUGCCCUAGCAUACUACUUGUAUCGUAAUGGAGAGGAAUCUCGCAGUGCUAUAAGGGCAGACGAGGAAGUGUUCCUGAAACGCCAUAAUUUUACAGAUAGUCGAACGAAGUUAUACGAGGAAUUGUUCCUGAAACGACAUGAUUUUACAGAUACUUUAAAGGACGCAUACAACCGUGGCAGCGAACUUAACAAAAGAGGAUCAAAGCCAAGUGGCGAAAAGAUAGACCUAAGAGCUGGACCACCGGGAGAAUACUUGAUGGAUUUGGAAGAUUGGGAAUUCCACGAAUGGCUUUGUGAUACCUCGGAUCAAAACCCAGGUGAAAUCACAGACCUGAUGAAGUAUCAUAUGCCGCGAUGUGUGAAUGAACCAGUUGAAAUAUACAAUCUACGGCGACAUUUUUGGGAUACGACGGGACAUGAAGAUAUAGAAUGUCCAUUGAAAUUCACUAGAAAAUCUACUCCUAAGACAAGCACAAGCACAAGCACUACUAGAACACAGAGUAGUAGGGCAAAACUAUCUAGUAGUCGAGAACCAUCACAACGAACCAAUGUUCACGAUAAUCGAGAUCUUUAUGAAGUCACUCCUCCGCCACUCCGAAAAUCAUUCCACUCAAAGCAACCUGCAGAAGGAUAUGCAUCAGGAGGAUGGACAAGCGUAAACAAACCAGCACCAGAGCAACGAAAUCGUUCUCCAUCUAGAGUCCGCGAGACCGAAUCAAGGGGAACUCUUGCGCUUCGACCAAGUCCUAAGCCUCGCGCCUCGGAUAGCACCGCUAGUAAGUCAGCGGCGAAACGACCUGCUAUAUCGACUGAAAGGAAAGAUGGUAUUAAACGGACGAGAGAGGGAACUGAUCCACUAAAAAGGUAA
Molecule: messenger RNA, 1842 nt
Organism: Botrytis byssoidea
Lineage: Eukaryota; Fungi; Ascomycota; Leotiomycetes; Helotiales; Sclerotiniaceae
Exons: 1
Coding region: 1-1842 (613 amino acids)
Source: RefSeq, a predicted model, not a curated record